UAAGUCGUCAAUGAACCUUAUAAACCCCAACAAAAACAAGACCACCUUGACGGCUUCUUGAACCACCAGAACCUUGUUGAACCUUAAUAUACCACCACCACCAGUAGUAACACCACCAGCAGUAGCACCACCAGCAGUAGCACCACCAGCAGUAGCACCACCAGCAGUAGCACCACCAGCAGUAGCACCACCAGCAGUAGCACCACCAGCAGUAGCACCACCAGCAGCAGCACCACCAGCAGUAGCACCACCAGUAGUAACACCACCAGCAGUAGCACCACCACCAGCAGCACCACCAGCAGCAGCACCACCACCAGCAGCACCACCAGCAGCAGCACCACCAGCAGUAGCACCAGUAGCAGCAGCAGCUCAGAUAUGUCGUCCAACAGUCUACAGAAGUAUGGGUGGACCAUCUGGAACUAUGUGAUGCUCUAUGCCUUGGGAUUUUGGUAUCUGGUGAAGGAACUCUGCACACCACAUAGGAAACCGAAUGGCAUCGAGAGUCAGCAUGGGCGUGUGGGUAUUGUGACUGGUGGUGGACGUGGUAUCGGCUUGGAAACAGUCCACAAGUUUUUGGAUUUGGAUAUGACAGUCAUUAUUGCUGGAAGGAAUGUGCCAGCGCUGGAGAAGGCAGUGUCUGAGCUGCGAGCCCAGGGUGUGCAAGGAGGAACUGCUGUUUGCUUGGAAUUAGAUCUGGCAUGCAUGUCUUCUGUGUGCAAGUUUGUUCAUGAUUUUUCUGCUCUGAAAUUGCCACUUCAUCUUCUCGUUAACAACGCGGGCAUCAUGUUCUGGCCCUGGGACAUGACAGUGGACGGUCAUGAGUCACACUGGAGUGUGAAUUACCUGGGUCACUUCCUGCUCACUCAUCUCUUAUUUCCACACCUAGUUGCUAACUCCACUCUGGAUACCCCAGCACGUGUGGUCAACCUUACCUCAUCAGCACAUUAUAUGGGAUCCAUUCAGUUCAGUGACAUAAAUAACAAGAAAAAUUACUGCCCUCAAGCUGCAUAUGCUCAGAGUAAAUUGGCACAGAUGAUGUUUACCAUCUCGUUGGCCGAGCAUCAGAAGUCAUGUGGGGGUAGCGUUGUUGUCAGUGGUGUUCAUCCGGGAGUGGUGGCCACCGAACUUUUCCAGCAUGUUGCAUGGGCUAGAAAUUUCCCUCUGCUUGCCAAUACUUUCCUCAAGACUCCCGAGCAGGGAUGUGACACCGUUGUGUAUGUUGCAUUAUCAAAGUACGUCAAAGAAGGUGGUCAAUAUUAUGAAAACUGCACAGUUACCACACCAUCCAGAGCUGCCCGGAGGAGGGAGGACCGUGCCCGUCUUUGGGAGCUCUCCUGUCAACAGCUUGGAAUAGACUCCUUUGGACAGUUAUAAUUCAGUAAUUUAAUUAAUAUCCUUGUAAGAGCUCCGACUGCCUUCAUUCACUCGUAUAGUACCUGGAGUUUCCCUGGAGAGGGCCUUGGGGGUGAACGCUACUGCGGCUUGGUCUGUACUGUACUGUACUGCAAAGUAUUUUUUUUAGUACAUAAAUGGAAACUGAUAAGAUUGUGUGAAACACUAGAGGAUUUGAAUCUCUGCACUGCACUUAUGGGGAUUCAAAUCCUCCGGUGUUUCACACACUAACAUGGUAAGAUAAAGUACUGAAUUUUUGAACAUUUCAUAAUAAGGGUUUGUUUUGAUACUCUAUUUAAAUUAGAAUUUAAUCAAUUACAUCAUCUUUGAGGACUAUAUGUAAUCAUAUGUAAAGAAAGAGACUAGAAUUUCUUUGAAAUUCAUUGUCUGUCUUGAUGCAUUAUGUUGUCUUACUCAGUCAUCCUCCACUGAAUAGGGCUCUUCCUACAUUAUGUACCAAUAUUUGUUUGUAAACUUACGUUGAAAAUAUUUUCAUGACUUACUAAGUAACCAUCACAGCUAAAGAAUAAAAAGUUACAGUACCAUGACUUAAACAAUACACAGAUAACCCGCACAUGGAAGAAAGAAGCUUUUGACGACAUUUCGGUCCGACUUGUACCAUUAACAAGUUAUGUACACGUGUGUAACUUGUUAAUGGGUUAAGUCAGACUGAAUUAACAAAAGAACAUAAGAAAGAAGGAACACUGCAGUAGGCCUACUGGCCCAUGCUAGGCAGGUCCAAGUCACCUACUGGCUUAUGCCACUGACCCAACCUAGUCAGGUCUAGGUCUCGUCCACUUAAGGAAAGUGCACGACAUCAGACCUAUUAGCACAAGCUAGUCAGGUCCAACUCGCACCCAUUUGUGUAUUUCUCUAACUGAUUUUCAUAAAUUUCUCCUGUGUGAGGGUUAUUUGUGCAUCACAACUGUGGGUUGGAUCAUGACCCAGGGUUGACAACCAUUGGCUUUAGCUAACCAGUUUGUUUGUUAUAAAUCUUUCUUUCUUUCAACACACUGGCCGUAUCCCACCGAGGCGGGGUGGCCCAAAAGGAAAAACGAAAGUUUCUCCUUUUACAUUUAGUAAUAUAUACAGGAGAAGGGGUUACUAGCUCCUUGCUCCCGGCAUUUUAGUCGCCUCUUACAACACACAUGGCUUACGGAGGAAGAAUUCUGUUCCACUUCCCCAUGGAGGGUUUGUUAUAAAUAUGUAGCAUAAAUAAUAAAUUAGUUUUGCUUUGCACAGACAGGUAUAUUUGUCACUAGAGUGAUAAAGCUCUGUAAUGAGCUGAUGUAACCUGACCACAUCAGUUGGUUUAACUUGCAAGUCCUUUGUAAGUCUCAAGAUUACUAUAUAUUACCGUAGAAACUCAAGAUAAUGUGAAUUUUGUAUUUUCUUAUAAAAUAAAUGUUAAUCCAG
Molecule: messenger RNA, 2808 nt
Organism: Cherax quadricarinatus
Lineage: Eukaryota; Metazoa; Arthropoda; Malacostraca; Decapoda; Parastacidae
Product: retinol dehydrogenase 12
Source: RefSeq, a predicted model, not a curated record